AUGCCCGGGUUCACCUGCUGCGUCCCUGGCUGCUACAACAACUCACAUCGGGACCGGGACCUGCGCUUCUACACGUUUCCUAAGGACAGCACGCUGCGGGAGCUGUGGCUGAGGAACAUCUCCCGGGCCGGGGUCAGCGGCUGCUUCAGCACCUUCCAGCCCACCACAGGACACCGAGUCUGCAGCGUGCACUUUGCCGGCGGCAGGAAGACCUACAGCAUCCGAGUUCCGUCCCUCUUCCCGCUGCGGGGGGUCAACGAGCGCAGGAGCCGGCGGGGCAGAGGCAGGAAAGUGUCCGCGGCGGUUCCUGCCCCCGCCGCUGCAGCGACCUCUGGGAUUGUCGUCGCCAGCGUGCUGGGCAACACGGCAGAAGGAGCCGAGGGCAACGCCGGCGGCGAGGCGAGCGAUGACAGCAUCACCGUGGUUCAGAUAGGCCAGAACGGGGAGUACCUGGGCACGGCGCGGCUGCCCGCCCAGUCAGAGGGGACUUGUUACACGGCGCCGAUCACCGGGGACGAGCUCAUAGCCGAGGAGUCGCCGCUGGAUACCGGCUCCACCGUGCACCAGCAGCCGGUGCAGUAUGUCAGCGUUACCAGCAGCCCGCUGGACCACUCGUACUCUCUGACCACCGGCACCACGUCGGCCGAGCUGCUGCGGAAGCUGAACGAGCAACGGGACAUCAUCGCACUGAUGGAGGUGAAGAUGAAGGAGAUGAAGGCGACCAUCCGCCAGCUCCGGGUGGCCGAGGCCAAGCUGCAGGAGGAGGUGCGGGAACGGGACCGGCUGCUGUACAGCCCCUCGGUGGCUGUUAGCGUCCGGAAGAAAAUGUGAUGGGACGGGUGGACACACCGGGAGACCCGUUAUAGAGACUGGGGCUGACGGAGGAGGCAGCGGGGCUUUGAAGCCAGCAGAUCCAGCCGUAUUUUGUAUUAAACUCCGAGCGAUGACAAUUUAUUUUCAACAAGUAGAGAUGGUUUUUCGUAGGCCUGAUGUAAAAAUAAUACCCGGCUGACUAGUUUAUGUAGCUGAUAGUAAUAAACUCAUUGCUAAUCAUGUUGACGUCAGCUGAUCUGAGGUUAAUAACACACACAGUUCUCAUCAGCCAGGACUCAUAGUUUGCACAUAUCUGUGAUUGAGGGGACACUGAUGCUCCAAACUGCCUGGUUGCAUACAACAUUUUCUUCUUCAAGUUUUUCUGUUUUAUUUCUUUACUUUUCAGCCUAAAUUAGGAGGUUGUUGCAACAACAUCUCACAACAAGACUACAGAAACAGUGUGGAGUGUGCCAAGAUGAAGCAUCCAUAGGAUCUUUUUUUUAAAACCAAAACACUAUCCUUGGCACACUUACGGUUUUAGUGAGUUAAAUAAAAAUCUACAGUGACUGUGUCCGAGCUGCCUUUAAAGGUUGUUUAAGUAGCUUUCUUUUGUUUUUGUUGCUAAAAACGUUUGUGCAUCAGAAAAAAGAAUUCCUUUAAACUUUAAAGGGCACUCAAAUGAUGAAAUGUUAUUAAAGGAUGUUUCUUUGAGAAAUGCAUUAAGUUA
This is a messenger RNA of Acanthochromis polyacanthus (spiny chromis), 1540 nucleotides long. RefSeq names its product THAP domain containing 11 (gene thap11). Gene Ontology annotation, cellular component: nucleoplasm. The record is from RefSeq and is a predicted model, not a curated record. Lineage: Eukaryota; Metazoa; Chordata; Actinopteri; Pomacentridae. Gene Ontology annotation, biological process: regulation of transcription by RNA polymerase II. Gene Ontology annotation, molecular function: RNA polymerase II cis-regulatory region sequence-specific DNA binding. The transcript has a single exon. The coding region runs from base 1 to 831 and encodes 276 amino acids.